CACACACACACACACACACACACACACACACACGGGACCUACUGGAGUUAUCAGACACUUCCAGAACAAAAUACUGUUCCACAGUAAUAGUAGGCUUUGUGUACACAAAAUUCUGCGCACGUUGAAUCUUUGGUAAUUUCAAAUUUUGGUGGUUAGUUACCUGAAGAAAACAAUGUGUAGAAUAAAGCAAAUUUCAUGGAAAGUCACGCGGAAGGGCCGCGGGUCUCGGGACUCGCCACCAGCUGCACUGCGGCGUGAUGCCGCUUCAUGCUAUAUUCGUACACCUGAGUGUGCUCACACCCAUCAAUUACAGACAGGUAAGUCCAGCUGUUCUCGGAAGUAACUCAGCAGGGAGCCUUUAAACCACUAUGAGGAUAAAAUAGCUGAACCGGCAGCGCAGCACUGUCUGAAAUGCAUCUCAUGAUGCUCGAACUAAAUAGAUUUUUCACUUUCGUUUUCUACUGAAGUUACAGUAACUGGCAUUCGUCAUCUUUCGGUAACCACAAACUUGUUGCAAGAGUUAAGGACACUGGUGGCGCAGGAGACUGCUCUUGUAAAAACCAGUUAGCUUAUUACUCCAUUUACUGUUUCGAGAAGGUAAAAAUGAGACCGAAACUGCAGAGCGAAUGAAGCAUCGUUUCUCAGUAGAGGUAAACGGAUCAAAUGGAGUGGACGUGUUUUGCGACGCAGCGUAUUGUGGCGAGGUACAGAUUCCUACAGAACCGGCUGGAGGAUGCCAAUUCUCAGAAUGGGGACGGGCUGACAUCCCCUCAGCCCAAGACACCUUGGUGUGAGGCAAGGAAGCAGCUAGCCAAGCUACUGAACCCUGAGGUGAGGCGGCAAUCAAGUUCACGCGUGGUAGUGGUGAUGGGGAUGGUGGUGAUGGUAGUGGUGGUGGUCGUCUUACCUUCUGUACCUCGCCAACUGGAGUUCUUAUUUCAAGGUAAAACCAAGGCAUUACGGUGUAGCAUGUGCGUAUAUUUGCUUCGAUCUCGCCUCUUGGUUGAAAUCAGAGUCUCCUGGCUACUCUUCCUUACACUGAUCAAAACUUCCUCAAUUUUCCCGCCUUCCCUCGACGCGGAGCUUUCAAGAGUAUUAGGUCACCUUCGGAAAGUAAAUACAUUCUUGACUUAACUUUUCCUCGACCCAGUUUUCUUUAUGUACCACGAACUGCUGGGAGUCUUUUCUCUUUAUUGUACUCUCCCCUAGCAAACAGAGGGAUAAGACCCGAGACAGUGGCGUGCUGCUGACACAAACGGCGCGGUGCCACUGUCGUCAGGGGAGGUCCAGUCAAUAACUUCUUGGAACGCAUGAUUUUACCUCAACAUACAA
This is a messenger RNA of Scylla paramamosain (green mud crab), 1332 nucleotides long. RefSeq lists its product as uncharacterized. The record is from RefSeq and is a predicted model, not a curated record. The transcript is spliced from 3 exons. The coding region runs from base 664 to 1134 and encodes 156 amino acids. NCBI's taxonomy places the organism in Eukaryota, Metazoa, Arthropoda, Malacostraca, Decapoda, Portunidae.